Eruca vesicaria subsp. sativa (arugula) is the source of this 1346-nucleotide messenger RNA. The record is from the annotation of a GenBank genome assembly. Lineage: Eukaryota; Viridiplantae; Streptophyta; Magnoliopsida; Brassicales; Brassicaceae.
GUUAUACUCCUUUUUUGUUUUGUCCUUAUCUUAAGAGAAAAAAUAAAAUGACAAAUAAAAUCCAGUUGGGUUUCACCUUUCAAUUCAUUGAGACAGGAAGAAAAGGCUGCAACAAUGUUUAAGACAAUAAGAGGAUUGGAGGAGGAAGAAGAGUAUUAAAGGAAUGAAGAAGAGAAACAGCUCUUAACCUACUUAAGUAAAUGCUUCUUUUAUUCCUUCUUGCUGUUGAGUGCUUCAAUUGAGUGAAAACAAUGGUGCUAGGGUUGCCAUGUGGUGAAACUUACUCCUCCUCUUCAAUUAUAUGAGGCUUCUAAUAGGCUCCGGCUUUUCUUGAUACUUGGAAAAAAAAAACUUCUAUUUAUUGAUGAUGGAAGAGCAAAGCCAAAGAGAGACAGAGACACAGAGCCUAUAUCAGAGAGUAAAGUGGUAAAGUGGAUUGACACAAACAAGCCAUGGAGUCUCCUAGGAACCAUGGAGGUUCUGAGGAGGAGGAAUACAGCAGUUGUGAGUCAGGGUGGACUAUGUACAUAGGAGACACCUUUCAUGGAAAUGACCAUUCUUCUGUUGUGGUUGAUGAUGAUGAUGAUGAUUAUGAGUCACAUGUAAAGAAUGAUGAUGAUGAUUAUGAGAAUGAUGAUGGUGGUAAAGAGAGUGAUGAUUCAAUGGCCUCUGAUGCAUCUUCAGGGCCUAGCAAUCAGCUUCCAAAUAACAUCAGCAAACAUGCAGCUAGGAAGAAUGGUUCUAAACAAGUCUACAUUCAAAAACGCCAACACACAGAGAAAGCAUUAAGCAAUGAAGGGGAAAAAUCAGAGCUCAAAGCUAGAACAAGAACAAGUGCAGCUAGUCGUGUCCAGAGUAGAGGCAAGGUGAGCAAAACCAAAUGAUACUCAUGAGAAGAAGAUAUGGUGGUUCACAUAAUAGAAUCCAAAUUCUGUAAUGAAGAGAGAGAGAUGUUUAAGGUCCCUCACCAAUCCUGUUGUUUGUCUUUAAUAAACCAUGUGUGUAGGUAGUUGCUUUGUUUUCAUUUGCCGGAAUAUGUUUUCUUUUUGUAGAUGCUGUCCUAAAUAAGUUAUCUGCACGGUUCUCCGUUGCAACCCUGUUAUAUCAUAUGUAGCAUGUUCUUCACAUACGUAUCUUGAUCUUCAACACAUGAACCAUCAAGAAGAUGAUUCUAGGAAGAGCAGACAUUUCCUGAUUAAUUCACAAACAGUAACCAGAUGAUAACCAAUCUAUAACCAUUGACAAGCACACAUCAUUUAUGAAAUACUAAUCAUUUUUCCAGAGAAAAAAAACUCAUUGAAUAUGAGUAUGACAAAGGGGUUGAUGUCAAAACAGGAGUUUCUAAG